AUGUCCUCAUCGCACCACCAUUCCGCGCGCGCCACGCUGCGAGCCCGCUGGCACGGCGGCGCGCACAAGGCGGGAUACGGAAUCCGCGCGGCGCACGUCAUCCAGGCGUGCGCCUUCGCUAUAGUCACGCUCUGGCUCUGCUACCAUUGGUCGCACGCCCCCCGCCGCCAGCCCCCGCACGACGCGGACCCGGCGGCGGUGAGCGCGGGGAGGCUGCAGGUUCGGGGGCUCGUGGUGGAGCGGCCCAAGCCUAAAGAUGUGGCUCGGCGGAAGAGCCGCAGCGUGAUCUCCCUGGAGGGCCCCGGCGACCGCGACCUGCUGCCGGGGGACGGCGCGCUGGCGGACGCGGAGGGCGCGCGCGGCGGAGGGGCGGCGCUGGCGGGGGGGGAUAUCGUGCGGCGCAUCGUGGCGAAGGCAGGCAUGGCGCAGGCGGCGGGCGUGAAGCUGAAGGACCUGGUGGAGGCGAAGGCGCAGGGCGGGGGGAACCUGCUGGGGGAGUUCGGGGGGGAGGCGGAGGAGGAGGGGGAGCGGAAGUGGGAGGAGGAGGGGGAGAUGGAGGAGCGCGCGCUGGUGGACCUCAAGGGCGGCGGGCGCGAGGCGAAGGUGGUGCAGCGCGCGCUGGACGAGACGCGCGCCGUGGAGGGGGACGGCGCUGGGGAGGGGGGCGCGGAGGGGGAGGGCGAGCGCGAGGGCGCUGCGUCGUCGGCGCUGGAGGUGGCGGAGGACGCGGAGGUGGGCGCGGGGAGGGGGGGCGCGGAGGAGAGAGGGGCGGAGGGCGGGAGGGAACAGCAGGCGGGGCGGGGGGAGAGACAGGGUGGAGGGGGGAGCGGGAAGUUGUUUAAGGCGGAAGGGAGAGAAGCGGCGGAGACGGAAGGGGAAGAGCGGGGAGGGGAGGCGGGGCAGCAGGGACGGGGGGAGGAGGAGGAUGAAGAAAGGGGUGAGGAGGAUGGGGCAGCAGAGGGCGGUAGCACCACCAGCACCAGCAGCGGCGGCGGCGGCGCAUGGGAGGGGCAGCAGUGGGGGGGCAACAGCAGCAGCGUGAGCCACCCAGUGCUGCUGGCGGGCACGCGGCGCAUGGCAGUGCGCCUGCACGCCCCCUCCGCGCGCCUGCUGCUCGCCUUCUCCCCCUCCCGCGUUGCCAUGCCCGCCCACCCGCCCACCCGCCUCACCGCCGUGCCACCCCUGCUGCUGCCGCUGCUGCCGCCCGUGCUGCAGGGCCGCCCGCUGUCAGCCUUCCAGGCGGAGGCCGCUGCUGCUGCUGCUGGUAGUGGUGGUGGUAGUGGUGGUGGGGCGGGAGUGCGGAAGGGCAGCACGCAGGGUGUGACGUGGCGGGGGCACGUGCGAGUGGGCAGAGGUGAGGGGGAACCGGGGGUAGGGAGAGGUAUGGGUUGGUGGUGCAUUUCCUCUGCCUCCCCUCUCCUCGCCUCUUCUCCCUUCUACCCCACCAUUCCUUCCCUCUCCAUCCUUGUCAUUCCCCUCUCGCCCACACACGUUCGCUCACCCCUCUCCUGCGUGCCGCCACCCCCCUCCUGCAUGCCCUCAUCCCUCCUCCCUCUGGCCCCGUGUCCAGCAGCAGCACGGCGUGCACAGCGCCCCUUUGAAGCGCCGCUGCACCUGGAGCUGAAGAUCCAGGACAGCCCUGUUGGGUGGUACGGUGGUGGAGAGCGGUUCAACGCGGUGAACCAGAAGGGAAGUGUGCUGCCCAUGGCCAGCCGAGACACGCCCUCAGGCAACCAGGCGGAGCGCACGUACAAGGCGGUGCCAUUCGUGAUGAGCACGUCGGGGUGGGGCGUGUGGGUGGACUCGCACGCCCAGGGCUCCUUCCUGCUCAACCACGCCUCCGACCCCCACCACCUGGUGCUGCGCUACCCGCUCUUCACGUCGCUGCGCGUGGUGGUCAUGGCGGGGCCGCGCCUGCUGGACGUGCUCGCGCUCUUCUCACGCCUCUCCUCCUCGCGCCCCAUCCCGCCGCCCCUCUGGGCCUUUGCGCCCUGGAAGGGCCGCGAUGUGCACCGCAGCAGCCAGGAGGUAUUGGAGGAUGCGGAGAAGCUGCGGCAGCAUGGCAUACCGGGGUCGGUGAUACUGAUGGACAGCCCGUGGCAGACGGCAUACAACGACUUCACCAUCAACCGCCGCCAGUUCACCGACCCGCAGACGCUCUUCUCCAAGCUGCAUGCCCUCGGCUUCCGGGUGGUGUUUUGGGCGACGCCGUUCGUGAACGAGGUGAACCGCGUGGACAUGCCGGGUAUCACGGCCGCCGCCGCGCCCAACUUCCACGAGGCGGCGCGCCGCGCCUUGCUGGUGCGCAACGCCACGGGGCACCCGCAGCUCGUGCGCUGGUGGAAGGGGCGCGGGGCGCGCGUGGACUUCAGCAGCGAUGAGGCGGAGCGGUGGUGGCGCGGGCAGAUGGGGCGCAUGCUGCAGUGGGAGGAGGUGUUUGGCGGGGUGAAGGCGGACGACGGCGAGGGCGGGUACUUUGAGGCGGGUGCCGUGUUCCAUGACGGCACGCCACUCCCCCUCAUGCGCAACAAAUACGUGCACCUGUACCUGGGCAGCAUGCAGCGCUUCAUCAACGACAGCGUGGGGCCCACCCAGGGCGUUGUGCUCGCCCGCUCUGCCUUCACUGGCACCGCCAGCUCAUUCGUGUGGGCGGGCGACAACAGGGCGUCCUUCUCGCGCGCGGACGGGCUGCCAUCGGUGGUGGUGGCGGGGCAGACAGCGGCGCUCUCAGCGCUGUACCUGUGGGGCAGCGACAUCGCCGGCUAUCUGGGCAAGACCAUCCCGCGCGACGUCUUCAUCCGCUGGACGCAGUUCGGCGCGCUGUCCCCGCUGAUGCAUCAGUUCGGGCAGGCCAACAACGGCCCGUGGGACUACGACGCAAUCACGCUGCGCAUCUACCGCCGCUUUGCCCGCCUGCACACCGCCCUCGCGCCCUACCUGCUGCGCGCUGCACGGCUCGCAAGCACGGAGGGGCGGCCUGUGAUGUGCCCCAUGGCGCUGUGCGCGCAGGGGGAUGAGGGCGCGGAGCAAGGGCGGUGGGAGGGGCAGUACCUGCUGGGGCCCGACCUGCUGGUGGCACCCGUCGUCAAUGAGACUGACCACUUGCACGUGUUCUUCCCAGCAUCCACGCCGCACUGGCGCCAUCUGUUCUCGGGCCGGCGGUACAGCGGAGGGCAGGUGGAGGGGGUGGCGGUGGCGUUGGAGGAGGCGGCGGUGUUUGUGAGGGAGGGCGCCGUGCUGGAGGUGCUGCCCGACCACACCGACACUCUCGUGCCCUGUGGCGCUCACAUCCUCCCCUCCGUUACUUGCAUGCCCAGCCAUCGCACCAUCCAGCUGUGGCCGGGCGGGGCCGGCAGCACAGAGCUGUGUGCGCUGCUGCGAGUGUCGCACCGCUAUGAGGGCACCGUCACUCCUGCCGCUCACGGACUGCCGGGCCACUCUGCCGAGUCCGCCAGCAGCGGUAGCAGCGGCAGCAGCGGCGGCGGCGCUGGCGCCGGUCGUGGGAAGAUGAGCAGCACAGCAGGUGCAGGUGGCAGCUUGGCGGACGAGAGUGGUAGGGGUGUGGGUGGGGAGGGGAGUGGGGAGGGAGAGGUGGAGGCGGAGGGGGGUGCGGGGCUGCAGGGAGGGGGUGAUGGAGAUGUGGCGAAGGGCGAGGGUGAGGCGGUGGAGGAUCUUCCUCAGAUGGAUGCAGUGCAGGAGGACGAGGGGGGAGGGGCUGGGGCAGGAGGGGAGGGCAAGGACGAGGGAGACGUGAGAAUGAGAAGAGCGAGGAGACUGCUGGGGAUGGGAGACGGUGCUCUGCAGGGGCUUGAAGUGGGUGUGCUGCGCUUGAGAGGAGAGCAGCAAGAGGGGGGAGGCGAGCAGCAGCAAGGCGGGGCGGGUGGUGGGAGCGGGGGCAGGCGGGUGGUGGAGGUGGCAUGGGGGGGUACGGCGCGCAGGGAGGUGCAUGUGAUGCUCAUGUUCGAGCGCGUCCCCCACGUCACACUCACACUGCUGCCACCCACGGGUGCCGCUCCCAAUGGCGCACAGGAGGGCCAGCGCGUGCCGUGUGAGUGUGCUGAAAGCCUGGACAGGCCGCUGUCUCUCUGCCGUCUGCACCUAGAUAAAGGGGUUACACGGAUAGUUUACCCUAGCCAGUCGGUGCGUAGUUCCACCGAGAUGGCAGUAGACCCCCGCACAGAGGCCCCUCCAGCAUCCACUCUGCAUGCUUCACCUCCUUCCAGUGCGUUGCCCCGCUCACGCACUGGCUUGGAUUUCCUUACGGGGGGGGGUUUCACCCCUACUCCAGUCCCAGCUGCUGCUGUUGCUCCUUCGGCCUGUCAGAAUGAGAAACUCGAUUCUCCCGAGCAGCCGUACCCUUUCGCUGAGAUGGAUGCCGAGCAGCUCAUACCAUUUUCACCCGUGCGAUCACCAACCACAUCAAGCCACCAUGGGGGUUCGCCAUCCGGUCAACCUGUCGCAUCAUCUGUUCCUGCUAGAAAAAAUCCCUUCCAAACCCGCUCCCCUUUUCUCCCGCCGCGGUUUACUGGCAAGACCAAAUUUGUGCAAAAUAAGCUUCCGUUUUCGAAACGCCCAAGCCCUUCCUCUGCAGGGAAUCCCACAACUAAGGAAGAUGGAGGGGAGCGCCGCGGAGCCGAGAAUGCCGGACCGAAGAUUCUGUCGAUAGAGGAGCUGCAGCUAAAAGCCAAGCAGCAGUGGAGCCGCCACUUCCCUUGGCUCAUCAUCGGUGACACCGCCGAAGGUCGACCUUGCAUGAGGUGCAAGAUCUGCAUGGUGUACGCAGAUCCUGAGUCACAGUUCGGCGCUCGGGGCGAGGGAGGCAUCGACGUACAGAAGCAGACGAUGAGGAAGCAUCAGUGGAGCAUCCGGCACCGGGAGGCGAAGGACCGAUUGGAGCAGCGUGAAGGCCCGCAGAAGAAGCAGGCAUCUAUCUCCAACUUUGGAGAUAAGAUUCAUGGCAGAGAUGGGGACCCCAGGGAGGCUCUGGCUGCUAAGGAUGCUGCUGAAGAAUUCCCCGAGUUCAAUGUCGUCGACAAAGUCGUCCGGUCUUUCGCGGACAUUCUCGGCCGCAGCAUAGUGCAGCAUGCGCGAUUCAAGAAGCUGCAGGAGGUCAUCACAGAGACCAACCUGGAGAUGCAAGGCAUUAAGGACGUCCGCUGGCUGUCGCGCGGGGACGCCAUCCAGCGCUUUGCAGACGUCCUGCCUGCUGCCGUUGUUCUGCUGCAUGAGUACGACAAGACAACUUACACUCUUGUUACCAGUCUGAAGUUUCAGUUUUUCCUCGUCUUUCUGGUUGACGUGCUUCAGGAGCUGAACACCCUGAAUCUCAAGUUCCAGCGACGACAGGUAAGGACGUGGAGUUACACCUUGCAUCCUUUCUUUCCGUGA
Closterium sp. Naga37s-1 is the source of this 5388-nucleotide messenger RNA. The record is from the annotation of a GenBank genome assembly. Lineage: Eukaryota; Viridiplantae; Streptophyta; Zygnematophyceae; Desmidiales; Closteriaceae.